UCCUCGGCGUUCAUGAACAAGAAAUUGCACCAUAGAGUUGAUAGAUAUUAACUUCCUAUAAUGAAUAUGGUGAAUGGAGAGAAGGGUAGCGAGCUACUACAGGCUCAAGCUCACAUAUGGAACCACAUAUUCAACUUCAUCAAUUCCAUGUGCUUGAAAUGCGCCAUUCAAUUAGGCAUCCCAGACACCAUCCAUCAAUAUGGCCAGCCCAUGACCCUCGAUGCCUUAGUCUCUGCACUGCAAAUUCCCCCCUCAAGAGCUCACGGCGUCGACCGCCUCAUGCACAUUCUCGUCCACUCCGGAUUUUUUGAGAAAAAGAAGCACACGCCGGACGGUCGAGAUGCCUACAUGCUCAACCGAGUGUCUGAGCUCCUCCUUAAGGACAACCCCUCGAGCGUUGCGCCGUUCGCACUGGCCAUGCUCGACCCUAUUCUGGUGGACCCUUGGCACCGCUUGAGCGCAUGGUUCCAUGACCGUGUCAACCCGACGCCAUUCGAAAUGGUGCAAGGGAUGUCGCAUUGGAGAUAUGCGGAAAACGAGCCGAGGCUCAACCGCUUUUUCAAUGAGGGCAUGGCUAGCGAUGCUCGAAUGGUGGGUAGCAUGGUGGUUAACCAGUGCAGAGGGGUGUUCGAUGGAAUAAGGUCAUUGGUCGAUGUCGGAGGGGGGACCGGAACAAUGGCCAACGCCAUAGCAAGCGCCUUUCCGAAUACUGAAUGCACAAAUUUUGACCUUCCACAUGUGGUAGCCGAUUUGGAGCUGAGUAAGAAUGUGAAAUGUGUUGCCGGGGACAUGUUUGAGGCAAUUCCCCCUGGGGAUGCAAUCCUGUUGAAGUGGAUUCUCCAUGACUGGAGCGACGAAGAUGCUGUGAAGAUACUAAAGCGAUGCAGCGAGGCCAUAACCAAGGGCAAGGGUGAGAAGAAGAAGGUGAUAAUAAUUGACAUGGUGGUAGAGAGCAGAGAUGGUGACAAGCAGAUGAACGAAACCCAACUCUUCUUCGACAUGUUGAUGAUGACCCUCGUCUCAGGAAGAGAGAGGAAUGAGACAGAAUGGGCUAAACUCUUUGUCGAUGCUGGCUUCGGGGAGUACAAAAUCACCCCAAUACUAGGCUUGCGAUCCCUCAUUGAGGUUUACCCCUCCUCAUGAACAAAUGUCAAUUGCCACUCCAUGUGGGUAGUGGUGAAUUAGGAUCGCAUAAAUAAGGCUUCUUUGGCCAUAUACUAUGGUAAUUCACGCGUGCAUCAUUAUGGAAUAAUAGAUAUGUAUUGUGA
Molecule: messenger RNA, 1268 nt
Organism: Rhodamnia argentea
Lineage: Eukaryota; Viridiplantae; Streptophyta; Magnoliopsida; Myrtales; Myrtaceae
Product: probable O-methyltransferase 3
Exons: 2
Coding region: 61-1143 (360 amino acids)
Biological process (GO): methylation
Molecular function (GO): protein dimerization activity; O-methyltransferase activity; S-adenosylmethionine-dependent methyltransferase activity
Source: RefSeq, a predicted model, not a curated record